Spodoptera litura is the source of this 451-nucleotide messenger RNA. RefSeq names its product endocuticle structural glycoprotein SgAbd-5-like. Gene Ontology annotation, molecular function: structural constituent of chitin-based larval cuticle. Gene Ontology annotation, cellular component: chitin-based extracellular matrix. Lineage: Eukaryota; Metazoa; Arthropoda; Insecta; Lepidoptera; Noctuidae. The record is from RefSeq and is a predicted model, not a curated record.
UUCAAGUAAACUCGAUACGGUUAGCCGUUUAAUAGCGAUCAUGAAAUUGUUGGUGUUGUGUGCGUUCGUAGCUGUGGUGGCGGCCGCCCCUCAGAAUAUUCAGGAUGUUCAAAUCCUACGUUACGACCUGAACAACGAUGGACUAGGCGCCUACAAUUACGUGUUCGAACAAACCGACGGUACUGGUCAUAAUGAAUACGGAGAGCUCAGGAACGCUGGCUCUGAAGAUGAGUUCGUUGCAGUAAGAGGUUCCUACUCCUGGGUCGGCCCCGAUGGUGUCACCUAUACCGUGAACUACGUCGCUGAUGAGAACGGCUUCCAGCCCACCAUCGAGCAAGGACCCGGUGGUGCCGUACCCUCAGCGGUCGUCGCCUCACUCCUCGGUUAAAGUAUUAUUAGUAAAAUUAGUAUAAUUUGUUAAAUAAAAGUCAUAGUUAAGGUUUAUUUUCAA